AUGCUGUCAUCUAGAGCGCGGGCCGGUCUACUGAGCCGGGGACCCUUGGCCUUCACGGGAAUGGGCCGCGCCGGAUUUGCGGGAUCACGCGUUGCCUCUUCGUCGCUCACCGGCGGGGCGUCUUCGCGUUGGUACUCCCUCACAACGGCUUCGCGUCAGGCGGCGGCCUCUCCCACGUCGUCGUCGGCGGUGCCCCUCUCGCGUCUGUCGGAAACCUUCGCCGAUGGGACCUCGGGCGCCUACGUCGAGGACAUGUACCAGGCCUGGAAGCGCGAUGCGAACAGCGUGCACGCCUCGUGGGCCUCCUACUUCCGUUCCGUCGACGCCGGUCGCGCCCCCGGCGAGGCCUUCACCGCUCCCCCCACCCUUCGCGGUGCCACCGCCGCCGUUCCCCCCGCCGGCGGGGUGUCGGAGGAGGAUCUCUCGCGUCGGGUGAGCGAUUCGAUGCGUCUGCUGCUGUUGGUGCGGGGCCACACGCUGGCCAAGCUGGACCCGCUCACCGGUGGCCCGCUCUCCUCGUUCGUCCCUCCGGAGCUGCUUCCCUCCACCUAUGGCUUCACCGAUGCCGACAUGGACCGCCCGAUCCACCUGGGCGGCGAGUCCGUCAUCUCGGGCUUCCUCUCCCACGGCAGUGCCACGGUAACGCUGCGGGAGAUCCUGGUGCGUCUAAAGCAGACCUACUGCAGCACCAUCGGCGUGGAGUACAUGCACAUCCCCGACCGCCACGAGUGCAACUGGAUCAGGGAGCGCGUGGAGACCCCGGAGCCUUUUUCGUUCUCGCCCGAGCAGAAGUUCCACCUUCUCGACCGUCUCACGUGGGCGACCCUCUUCGAGCGCUUCCUGGCCAUGAAGUACCAGAACACCAAGCGCUUCGGCCUCGACGGGUGCGAGACCUUGAUCCCCGGCAUGAAGACCAUGAUCGACACUGCGGCGGAUCUUGGCGUGGAGUCUGUCGUGAUCGGCAUGCCCCACCGUGGCCGCCUGAACGUGCUGGCCAACGUGGUGCGCAAGCCGCUGGAUGCGCUGCUGCACGAGUUCGACCUGGAGGGCAAUAAGGACCACUCCGAUGACCUGGGUCUCGGCACGGGCGACGUCAAGUACCAUCUGGGCACCUCCUACGACCGCCCCACCGCCUCGGGCAAGAAGGUCCACCUCUCUCUCGUGGCCAACCCGUCCCACCUCGAAGCCGUCAACCCGGUCGUCGAGGGCAAGGCGAGGGCCAAGCAGCAGUACAUGGGCGACACCGAGCGUACCAGGGUGAUGCCGGUGCUCCUGCACGGCGACGCUGCGUUUGCGUCGCAGGGCGUCGUCUACGAGACGCUGGACCUCGGUAUCUGGAAGAACUUCACGACGGGCGGCACCAUCCACAUUGUCGUCAACAACCAGGUGGGCUUCACCACGGCGCUGAGGGGCUCGCGCACCAACACGGCGUCGUCGUAUCCCACGGACGUGGCCAAGACCGUGAAUGCGCCCAUUUUCCACGUCAACGGCGACGACCCCGAGGCCGUCGUGCACACGCUCAAGCUCGCCGCCGAGUACCGGCAGGCCUUCAAGAAGGACGUCGUGAUCGACAUCAUCUGCUACCGCCGCGCCGGACACAACGAGGGCGACGAGCCGCGCUACACGCAGCCCCAGAUGUACCGCAUGAUCGAGAAGCACCAGUCCACCCUCGACCUCUACCGCGCCAAGCUCAAGGCCGAGGGCGUCGUCGACGACGCGCGCAUCAAGCAGAUGGAGGACUUUGUCAACGAGGAGCACAACAAGGCCUUCCAGGCCUCCUCCACCCACGUCCCCAACAAGGCCGACUGGUUCUCCUCCUACUGGAAGGGCUUCAAGUCCGCCCACCAGUACUCCUCCAUCCGCCCCACCGCCAUCCCCGACGCCGUCAUCUCCAAGAUCGGCGCCACGGUGAGCUCGCUGCCCGAGGGCAUGAAGCUGCACCCGAACCUGGAGAAGCUCAUCAAGCGCAAGAAGCUCAUGUUCGAAUCGGGCAAGAACAUCGACUGGGGCACGGCUGAGCAGCUCGCCCUGGGCUCCCUCGCCCUUGAGGGCAACCUGAUCCGCCUCACCGGUCAGGAUGUCGAGCGCGGCACCUUCUCGCACCGGCAUGCGGUCCUGCACGACAGGGAGACCGGCGAGACCUACCAGCCCCUCCGACACAUCGACCCGGCGCAGGCGCCCGUGUUUGUGCACAACUCCUCCCUUUCCGAGUAUGCCGUCCUGGGCUACGAGCUGGGCUUCUCCCUGGAGAAUCCCAAUUCGCUGGUGCUCUGGGAAGCGCAAUUUGGCGAUUUUGCCAACGGGGCGCAGGUGAUCGUGGACCAGUUCAUCUCGUCUGGCGAGCAGAAGUGGCAACGCCAGUCGGGCCUGGUCAUGCUGCUUCCCCACGGCUAUGAUGGGCAAGGACCCGAGCACAGCUCCGCCAGGCUGGAGCGAUUCCUGCAGCUGUCGGACUCAGAUCCGUUCGUGAUCCCGGAGAUGGAUCCGACGGAGCGGCGUCAGAUCCAGCAGGCCAACAUCCAGGUGGUGAACGUGACGACGCCGGCCAACUACUUCCACGCCCUCCGUCGCCAGGUGCACCGCGACUUCCGCAAGCCGCUGAUCGUGAUGUCGCCCAAGAGGCUGCUGCGCCACCCGCGCUGCGUGUCCAGCCUGGAGGAGUUCUCCGACAAGGGCACCCAGCCCCGCUUCCGGCGCGUGAUUAACGACACCGCGGAGAACCCGGUAAGCGAUGACCGCAUCCGAAAGGUGCUCUUCUGCAGCGGCAACGUCUACUACGACCUCGCCGAGCGCCGGGAGAAGGCCGCCAUCAAUGACGUGGCCAUCGUGCGCGUCGAGCAGCUCGCCCCGUUCCCCUUCGACCGCGUCGCCGAGCAGGCCCUGCGCUACCGCAACGCCACGACCGGCUGGGUCCAGGAGGAGCCCAUGAACAUGGGCGCCUGGACCUUUGUCAGCCCCCACAUGCGCACUGCCCUCGCCAAGGCCGCCCACGCCCACGCCGAGCCCGCCUACUUUGGCCGCGCCGUGUCCGCCUCCACCGCCACCGGCUCCGCUAAGGCCCACAAGCGCCAGCUCACCCAGCUCCUCGACGCCGCCUUCUCGUAG
This is a messenger RNA of Acanthamoeba castellanii str. Neff, 3105 nucleotides long. Its product is annotated as oxoglutarate dehydrogenase (succinyltransferring), E1 component, putative. Lineage: Eukaryota; Discosea; Longamoebia; Acanthamoebidae. Gene Ontology annotation, cellular component: mitochondrion; oxoglutarate dehydrogenase complex. Gene Ontology annotation, biological process: tricarboxylic acid cycle. Bases 1 to 3105 code for a protein of 1034 amino acids. Gene Ontology annotation, molecular function: thiamine pyrophosphate binding; oxoglutarate dehydrogenase (succinyl-transferring) activity. The transcript is spliced from 12 exons. The record is from RefSeq and is a predicted model, not a curated record.